AUGGCAAACUCAACUGAGUACGAAAACAGCACAAGUGCGACUGAAGUAACAUCAUGGAAUGCUCGUUCAACGAGUAUGGUAAUUCUUGCAGGCAUCAAUAUUUUUCUCGCCAUCAUUGCAUCUUUUGGCAACGCUCUAAUCCUGAUUGCUCUUCAUAAAGUGACGUCCGUUUAUCCACCAACAAAACUGUUAUUUCGAUGCCUCGCAGUCACCGAUCUCUUAGUUGGACUUAUCUCUCAGCCACUGUAUGUUACUAUUCUCUUUCCCCGGUUCACAACUUGGAAUGUGAAUGUCGCAAUUUCGCGCACAGACGAGUUUUUCUUUUCUCUGCUCCCUGUAGUAUCACUCCUUACAUCAGCCGCCAUCAGUGUGGACAGACUUCUCGCCCUGUUGUUAGGCCUGAGAUAUAGAUACACUGUAACAUUAAAGCGAGUUUGGCUGGUCAUACUUUGUUUUUGGCUGAUUAGUGCUCUUCAAGCUACAGGUAGCACAUGUUCAUUUGAAUGUCCAAAACUAGAUGAAAUAACCAAUAUGUUAUUCUGUGCUCUAUUAACACUUUCCUCGCUAGUCUCAGUAUUCUCUUACGCGAAGAUAUUCAAAACCCUUCGUUAUCGACAAGUUCAGGUUCAUCGCAAUACUCAACAAGGACAGCGGCCAAAUGGAGGAGGGAAUCAACUGAACAUAGCUCGAUACAAGAAGACAGUGUACAGCAUAGCAUGGGUGCAGUUAGCUUUAUUUAUUUGUUAUAUUCCAUAUAUCGUAAUACAGUUUUUAAGUCUUGGUAAACUACCCUUUUCGACCGAAAUAUCUAUUCUCUCGGAAUUAUUUGUGACUCUCCUUUAUUUAAAUUCUUCUUUAAACCCAGCGCUUUAUUGUUGGAGGAUCAAAGAUGUGAGACAAGAAGUGAAGAACAUGAUCCGCAAGAUUUUCCGCUGCAAUGGAAAUGAAUAA
Molecule: messenger RNA, 951 nt
Organism: Porites evermanni
Lineage: Eukaryota; Metazoa; Cnidaria; Anthozoa; Scleractinia; Poritidae
Source: the annotation of a GenBank genome assembly